This is a messenger RNA of Fundulus heteroclitus (mummichog), 2998 nucleotides long. It is a transcript of the gene prokr1b, whose product is annotated as prokineticin receptor 1b. Gene Ontology annotation, molecular function: neuropeptide receptor activity. Bases 555 to 1727 code for a protein of 390 amino acids. Gene Ontology annotation, cellular component: membrane. The transcript has 3 exons. Gene Ontology annotation, biological process: neuropeptide signaling pathway. Lineage: Eukaryota; Metazoa; Chordata; Actinopteri; Cyprinodontiformes; Fundulidae. The record is from RefSeq and is a predicted model, not a curated record.
UCAGCGAUGCCUUGCGUGUGUGCACCGCUCUUCUUGACAUCUCUUAAAUGACGCUUUGCGGUGUCGGCAGCCGCUCUCUUCAUCUUAUGUAUGACUUUAGGCGGAGAAGAAGCAAACGCAACUUUUCCCUUGGAAAAAAAAAAAAAGAAGAAGAAGAAACAGCGUAGCAGAGGCGCGGAGUGGAGCGCUCUGACAGCAGAUGCGGGCUUUGUGCAUCAGGCUGAUGGAGGGACUGCGCGUCUCCACUCGUUCACUUGCUCGUUUGCUAAGGAUUUUCGGGCUUUUUAACUGACACGCUAUCUUUGUUUUACCGGACCGAAAAGAAAAGCGUUAAACUCCUUUCCAACGUUUGCAGGUGGCGAUGUGUCUCUGUUUUUAAGGAAGAUUCAGCUUUUCAAGAUUUUCAUUCAGAUUCUGAUUUUCAGGAUUUUCAUUUUUCACACGUGCAAAUUAUUUGAAAGAAGGGAACUGGAAGCAUAUACCACCAAGUGCAACAUAACUUGUUGGAUUAAAUCUGCUUUCAUUUUCAACAAAAUAAGAGGGUGUUGCAAGAGAUGGGGGACUCAAAUAUCAGCCACUUGAUAGCAGCUUCUGCGGAAAUGCAUGACGGUCACCUGGAUGGCCACUUGGAUCAGUACACAGACAGCUAUUACCUGGACUAUGGUGUCCCUCCUGAUGAGAUUCCCAACACAACCCAGGGUCAGGCCUUCUUUGUUGCCACCAUUGUCAUUGGGAUUGUCCUCGUGUGCAUCAUGCUUGUGUGUGGGCUCGGGAACUUUAUAUUCAUUGCAACCCUGAUGCGCUACAAAAAGCUGCGCAAUCUCACCAAUUUGCUCAUUGCUAAUCUGGCCAUCUCAGACUUUAUUGUGGCAGUGGUUUGCUGUCCCUUCCUGGUGGACUACUACGUGGUAAAACAACUUUCCUGGGAUCAUGGACUGGUUCUGUGCGCCUCUGUGAACUAUCUCCGUACUGUGUCACUUUAUGUGUCCACAAACGCGUUGCUGGCCAUUGCAGUCGACAGGUACAUGGCAAUAGUACAUCCUCUGAGACCUCGUAUGAAGUAUCAGACAGCCUACUGCCUAUUAACAGGAGUCUGGAUAGUUCCCAUUCUGAUAUCAAUUCCCUCCGCCUAUUUUGCUUCUGAAACCAAGUACCCUCAUGGUGGCACCUCCUCAACCACUCACAAAGUCUUUUGUGCCCAGAUAUGGCCAGUAGACCAGCAGGCCUACUAUCGAUCCUACUUCCUGUUUGUUUUUGCUGUGGAGUUUGUAAGCCCUGUCAUCGUCAUGUCAGUGUGUUAUGCCUGCAUUUCCCGUGAACUGUGGUUCAAAAAUGUCCCAGGCUUUCAGACCGAGCAGAUACGGAAGAGGUUGCGUUGCCGUCGCAAAACUGUGAUGGUCCUCAUUGGAAUUUUGACUGCGUACAUCUUGUGCUGGGCCCCAUACUAUGGCUACACCAUUCUACGAGACUUUCAUCCAACACUAAUCUCUCGCCAGAAAAACUCAUUGGUAGCGUUUUACAUUAUUGAGUGCAUUGCCAUGAGCAACAGUAUGAUAAAUACCUUCUGUUUUGUCAGUGUCAAGAAUAACACUGUCAAGUAUCUAAAGAAAAUUGUCCUGUUGCGCUGGAGGUCAACGUAUGUCCCUAACAAGAGUGUUGAUGAAAUGGAUAUAAGAACUUCCUCCAUGCCAGUAACUGAAGAGAUUGAAUGCAUUCACCUAAGGUGAUGAGAAUAAAUGUUGGUAAAACUGUCAUUGAGAUUUCAGCUGCUUUUAUCCAGUUUCCUUUCGUCAUUAUUUUGACACUGAGUUUGUUCCUCAUAUUUCAGAAAAAGUUAAGUUCUUGUGGAGAAGAAGAAACUUUGAAACAGUCAGUUAUAUCAGCUGUGACUUAAAAAAUGACCAUCUGUCAAUUAAUAUUUUCUUGCCUCACAACAUGUCUCUGGAAAAGAAAAUCUAUGUUGUGUGUAUCUUGUGUCAAAGUGCUUUGAGUGGUCAGCCAGUAUCUGAAUAGGGAACAAUAACUAUAGAAAAGGAAAACAUAUUAUUACAAGUCCUGUGUGUGUGCAGCAGACACUACACUGACCAAGAUGUGGUGUACAAAGUAUGUGGAGUAUUGUAAUGUAGACUGUGGUGUGAAAAGGCUUCAGGUAAUUACAAGACAAGGAUACCAAGACGCAGCCCAGAUCUUUGGGAAUGAUUUUUGCCAAUAUAUUGUUCCAUAGAAAAUGUCUGUUUAUGUCUAUGUAAUUGUUUUUAUUUUAUUCAUGCAGUGGCUAGACAUUUAGCACUGAAAAAUAUUGCUGUAUCUUUAUAAUCAUUUUCAAUGACACACCUGAUUAUUGACUGCGUAUUGAUGGUUCCAUAUUCUUAAUCUUUGUAUUACUUAUACUUGCUUUGUUCAUAGUGAUGUAUAAUUAGAUCAGGUUUUACAUAAAAAUAGUUUUGUAUAGCUUGUUUUAAAGGGACCAUGACAACAAAACUGAAGACCAAAGGAUCUGUUCAGGGGUGGUAAGCUUUGUUGCUUUGCUCAGAAAAUGGCUUAUCUUUCUACAUGGGUUGUCUUUCUACAUAAUUAAUAUUCUCAAAUCAGAACACAGCAAACACCCUUCCCUUUCCGUUUAACCCUAUCCCCUCCUCCCCCCAGCUGAUGCACCGGCUGUGAGUCACGCUAGCAUGUCUGACUGCUCUACCUGAAAGGAGGAAGGCUGAUGAGCAAGCAGACGGCAGCCCCAGUUCAGUCUGCCUGUAUCGGCUGUAACAGGAGGCAGUCACCGUAGAAGCUGUACAAAAAUCCCAAUAUUCCACCUCAAACUAACUUACUAAAAAGUGGAGCAGAUAUGUCCGAGGGUUGUCUAAAAUCCUUCAGGAAUAAGUGGUUCACUUACUUCUGAAGGAUGAGAGAAUCACAGAAGAGUGGCCGAAGUUCAUUUAUGGGGACUUUACUGAAGACUGUUUCCUGAGGAGGAAUUUAAGUUGUGCUUUAAAAAAAAAAAAAA